GCGCACUCCCCGGGCCGUCACACGCACCCACCAUGGCGGUAUCGCUGGGCGGUCGGGCCGCGCGGCGGCUGAGGCUCCUACUCUCAGCGCUGAAGCCCGGGAUCCAAGUCCCCCGGGUCAGGCCCGUCGCCGCGUUCGGUUACAGUAGUAAUAACUUAAGGAAGCCUAACAGCCCGCCUGAAGACAGAUGUUUUCCGGUUCAAUCUGGGGAUACUCUAUCUGAGGGGAAGAGACAGCGCCUGCCCCUGGCACCUGCCCCAGCCUCUGUCCAGCAGUCACGCUCCUCCGUGACCUCUGCCAAGGCGGCGGUGAACGGCGUCCACCUGCACUACCUGCGCACCGGAGACGGAGAGCGCGCCGUCCUGCUGCUCCCGGGGAUGCUGGGCAGUGGAGAGACAGAUUUCGGACCUCAGAUUGAGAACCUGAAUAAGAAGCUCUUCACGGUGGUUGCCUGGGACCCCCGCGGAUACGGACACUCCCGACCCCCCGAUCGGGAUUUCCCAGUGGACUUCUUUGAGCGAGACGCAAAAGAUGCCAUUGAUUUGAUGAAGACGCUGAAUUUUAAGAAGGUCUCUCUGCUGGGGUGGAGUGACGGGGGGAUAACAGCCCUCAUCGCGGCCGCACGGUACCCCUCGUAUGUCAGCAAGAUGGUGAUCUGGGGGGCCAACGCCUACGUGACCGAGCAGGACACGGAGAUUUACCAGGGAAUCCGGGAUGUUUCUAAGUGGAGUGAGAGGACGAGAAAACCUCUGGAAGCCCUCUAUGGGUUCGACUACUUUGCCAGAACCUGUGAAAAGUGGGUGGAUGGCAUAGAGCAAUUUAAGCAUCUUCCAGACGGGAGCAUCUGUCGGGACCUGCUCCCCCUGAUCCAGUGCCCCACCUUAAUUGUGCACGGCGAGAAGGAUCCUCUGGUCCCACGUUUCCAUGCCGACUUCUUACACAGACACGUGAGAGGGUCACGGUUCCAUCUGAUGCCAGAAGGCAAGCACAACCUGCAUUUACGCUUUGCAGAUGAAUUCAACAAGUUAGCGGAAGACUUCCUCCGGUGACCAUGUCCCAGGACGCGUGGUCUGGUGAGGUCUGGGCCCGCGGGUCAGCCCUCAGCUCACCGGCCUACCAGGCUCCCUGUGCUUCCCCCCCAGACAACUCCUAAUCCAGUACCACUGAGGACAUAGCAUCCUCUUUCAUAGCUACAGAGCUUGACUCUGAUGUUUUCAUACUGUGAUUUUCUUCCAUUGCCUUAAAUAAAUGCCUGUCGUGAUUUACUUUC
Messenger RNA from Dama dama (fallow deer), 1270 nucleotides. RefSeq names its product biphenyl hydrolase like (gene BPHL). The record is from RefSeq and is a predicted model, not a curated record. Bases 33 to 1049 code for a protein of 338 amino acids. NCBI's taxonomy places the organism in Eukaryota, Metazoa, Chordata, Mammalia, Artiodactyla, Cervidae. The transcript has 8 exons.